Molecule: messenger RNA, 637 nt
Organism: Prosopis cineraria
Lineage: Eukaryota; Viridiplantae; Streptophyta; Magnoliopsida; Fabales; Fabaceae
Exons: 2
Coding region: 18-611 (197 amino acids)
Molecular function (GO): protein binding
Source: RefSeq, a predicted model, not a curated record
AGUGAGAGAGGAAGGCCAUGGAAAUGGAGAGCAGAUCGUCAGUGGACCCUAAAAUGGAAGAACCACAGAAACAUGCUUUAGGCAGAGACUGGGACUCCUUCAAGAACUUCUUCAAGACCGCCGGCGAGCCCCGGGAUCUGAUCCAGUCCUUCAAUCUGGGCCGAGACACUGCGAUCCACGUUGCGGCUCGUUCAUCGGAUGACUCCGGCCUCGUCCGGGAGCUUCUGGACAUGCUUCCAGAAGACUCUUGUCGCUGGCGAGCUUUGAGGGAAGGGAAUGCUCACAGGAACACGCUUCUUCACCAAGUGGUGUUCUGCAAGCAAGUGAACAUGGUGGACGCUGUGGUCGAGUACGAGAUGGAGAGGAAGCUGAAACAGGACCGCGAUGAGAAUCUGUUGGAGCUGCUGAACGACCUCGGCGAAACUCCGGUGUACAGAGCCGCCAAGUACGGCCGGCUGAGUAUUUUGAAGCGCAUGGAGCGAUAUGUGGAUGAUAUGCAGAAACACUUCUACAGAGACUCAGACUUCACUUCCAUCCUUCACAUCGCUAUCAUUGGCCAGCAUUUUGAUGUAGCAGUGUGGUUAAUGACAAAGAAAGGAAUAAGGAAGUAGCAUUCCAAGGCUUAGAGUCGUCGAAG